Messenger RNA from Diaporthe batatas, 955 nucleotides. RefSeq lists its product as uncharacterized. The coding region runs from base 79 to 792 and encodes 237 amino acids. Lineage: Eukaryota; Fungi; Ascomycota; Sordariomycetes; Diaporthales; Diaporthaceae. The record is from RefSeq and is a predicted model, not a curated record. The transcript has a single exon.
GCAAACCCUGUAGAAUCAGACUCGACACAAUUUUUCGCCCCAGAGAAUUUAGAAGAAAGUCCCAUCACGUGCAAAAAGAUGUCCUACGCGGACGCAGUCAUAGGCCAUGAGCUCCACAACUUCUUGGGCGGUAAGGUGAUCGAACACACCACCGCCGCCGGUGAGAUUCUGGCACUCAAAGUCAAGACCAGAUCAGGUCUGCAACGCUCUGAGGCCGACUUGAUGCAUUACGCCGCUUCUCAUGGUGUGCUUGCCCCGAAAGUUCGCGGUGUCUUUGACGUCCAAACCAAGCCGAGGGCGAGGGUCAUGGUCAGUGAGCGUGUGCCCGGAGUGCCUCUUGCCCAAAUAUGGGAGACCGCUUCCGAGUCCGAGAAAGCAAGCUAUAAAGAUCAGCUCCGAAUUCAGCUGAAGAGAAUGCGCGACUGUACGCAGCCAUUUAUUGGUCGCGUAAAGAUGUCUGGGAAGCGGAAACAGACUUACAAUAUCUACGAUCGCCUCCGCACGACGUAUUGUGGGCCAUUUGAGACCGAAAAUGAAUUUGACGACUGGUGCCUGGCCCGUGUGCUUCCGAAAGUCGGCCUUCUUUCUCGGUACAAAUGGAAGCGCUUUAUCGAGCGGGAGCAACAUCAUGCUUCUGGUAGAUUCGUCUUGACGCAUGGAGACCUAACGCCACGGAAUAUCAUGGCGCACGACGGCAAAAUCACGGGGAUUAUCGACUGGGAGAGAGGCGGGUUCUUCCCUGAAUACGCUGAGUACAUAUAUGUAUGCAUUUGCUAUGGCGCUGGGCCAUAGUAUUGAGGAUUGGUGGUUGCCAGUGCUGAAGGACAUCCUGCAACCUUGCUCUGAGCAAAGAGUCAAGUUGACGAGACUAGUGGAGAACAAAGGGUGGUAGAAGAGACUUCUGGAAAUUGUGUUGCCUAAUACAGCAGUAGAUUACACAGAUUUCUGAGCCGGG